UUCAACAAAAAUAAAAAGGGUAUUACACAAAUAGUUUAAAUGAUCGUAAAACAGUUGUUUAUUUAGUGCAAACAGACGGAAACGCCGAUAUGUCGAAAAUUUUGUUACGUUUGUCCAGUCGCUGUUUGGGUGAGGCUUGCGGGAAUGGCGGAGCAUUUAGUGGCAAAACUGGACUAUCCAGUCAUGGACGGUGGACAUUGCAAGGAUCCAUGAUGAGAAGGUUUGAGCACGCAUCUGGUCAGCAGGAUCCAAUGAAGGGCAAAGGGCCAAUCACGUGGAAGAGUUUUGCAUUUAUUGCCACCGCCGGUGUCGGUGUGCUCGGGUUCAUGUGGUACGUGAAAGACGAGAAGGAACAGGCGUUGAUGCGCGAACGAAAGCGGCAACUUGGUAAAGCGGCCAUUGGCGGAAAGUGGGACCUGGUGGAUUCCGAUGGUAACCCACGAAAGUCGGCCGAUUUUCUGGGCAAAUGGUUGCUCAUUUACUUCGGUUUCACGCACUGCCCGGACAUUUGCCCGGAUGAGCUGGAGAAGAUGUCGGCCGUCGUUGAUAACCUGGCGAAAGAGAAAGACGCCGACCCGGUGCAACCGAUCUUCAUCACAGUCGACCCACAACGGGACUCCAAAGAAAUCGUGGGGAAGUAUGUGAAGGAGUUCUCCCCGAAGCUGCUCGGCCUGACGGGCACGGUGGAACAGGUGGCACAGGUAUGUCGCGCAUUCCGUGUAUAUUUUAGCGCCGGCCCGAAAGACGAGGACAACGAUUACAUCGUAGAUCACACCAUCAUCAUGUACUUGGUCGAUCCAAACGGGGAAUUUGUUGAUUACUACGGGCAAAACCGCGAUAAGGAAUCGAUAAAGAAUUCCAUACUGAUCAACAUGCAGAAGUUUAAACAGAUGACCAAAACGUCGUGGUGGUAGCCCGCUUGGAGUGUACGAAACAGAGUAGUAGCGAAGGGGUUGAUAAAAUAUUUGUUAAGUUGAAUAAACUCGGCAGCGUGUCGGCAUUUUGC
Anopheles nili is the source of this 1006-nucleotide messenger RNA. It is a transcript of the gene Scox, whose product is annotated as protein SCO1 homolog, mitochondrial. The transcript is spliced from 2 exons. Lineage: Eukaryota; Metazoa; Arthropoda; Insecta; Diptera; Culicidae. The coding region runs from base 90 to 914 and encodes 274 amino acids. Gene Ontology annotation, cellular component: mitochondrial inner membrane. Gene Ontology annotation, biological process: mitochondrial respiratory chain complex IV assembly; intracellular copper ion homeostasis. Gene Ontology annotation, molecular function: copper chaperone activity; copper ion binding. The record is from RefSeq and is a predicted model, not a curated record.